AUGAGCUCCUCCUCCUCGGCGUCGGCCGUGCCGCCGGAGGACGACGUCUGCUCCGUCUGCCACGACCGCUUCCGGAUCCCGUGCCAGGCGAACUGCUCCCAUUGGUUCUGUGGCAAGUCCCUUCUCCUACUCUUCUUCCUCUCCCUACCUGGUCCCGCCGUGCCCCUCUUCUCUUUACGGAGAUUUGGCUGUUCUUUCCCUAAUCUCGAUCCGACUGCGUGGAGGGAGAUCGAGCCAGUCGGCAGAUGCG
Messenger RNA from Miscanthus lutarioriparius, 250 nucleotides. NCBI's taxonomy places the organism in Eukaryota, Viridiplantae, Streptophyta, Magnoliopsida, Poales, Poaceae. The record is from the annotation of a GenBank genome assembly.